GGAAGCGCUCGGCGUGCCUCACCAUCCUGACAGGGCAGCCGCCAUGAAGCCGAUCCUGCUGCAGGGCCACGAGCGCUCCAUCACGCAGAUCAAGUACAACCGCGAGGGAGACCUGCUCUUCACCGUGGCCAAGGACCCCAUCGUCAAUGUGUGGUAUUCGGUGAACGGGGAGCGGCUCGGCACGUACAACGGGCACACCGGAGCCGUGUGGUGCGUGGAUGCAGACUGGGACACGCGGCAUGUGCUCACGGGCUCUGCAGACAACAGCUGUCGGCUCUGGGACUGCGAGACGGGAAAGCAGCUUGCGCUGGUGAAGACCAGCUCAGCUGUGAGGACGUGUGGCUUUGACUUCGGAGGGAACAUCAUCAUGUUUUCCACGGAUAAGCAGAUGGGAUACCAGUGUUUUGUGAGCUUCUUUGACCUUCGUGACUCCAGCCAGAUUGAGAAAAACGAGCCUUACAUGAAAAUCCCCUGCAGCGACUCAAAAAUCACAAGUGCUGUGUGGGGCCCUCUAGGAGAAUUCAUCAUUGCGGGACACGAGAGCGGGGAGCUCAACCAGUUCAGUGCCAAGUCAGGGGAGCAGCUUUCAAACAUCAAGGAGCACACCAAGCAAAUCAACGACAUCCAGACCUCCCGGGACAUGACCAUGUUCAUCACUGCCUCCAAGGACAACACGGCCAAGCUAUUUGAUUGCACAACACUUGAGCAUCUGAAGACGUUCCGGACAGAGCGACCAGUGAACUCUGCAGCACUCUCUCCCAUUUUUGAUCACGUUGUGCUUGGAGGAGGGCAAGAGGCCAUGGAUGUGACCACGACCUCCACCAGGAUUGGCAAAUUUGAGGCGAGGUUCUUCCACUUGGCUUUUGAGGAAGAGUUCGGCAGAGUGAAGGGUCACUUUGGUCCUAUAAAUAGCGUCGCUUUCCACCCUGAUGGGAAGAGUUACAGCAGUGGUGGUGAGGAUGGCUACGUUCGCAUCCAUUACUUCGAUCCCCAGUACUUUGAGUUUGAAUUUGAGGCUUAAUGGGACACCUGUGUCCCCUGCCUCUGUUUCCCAAUCUAUUGGCUUCUCCAAAGAACUGUUUUACAGCCUGAAGUUAGUCUGCUCCGUGGAGGCGGCAGGAAGCAGGUAGCUGCUCAUGCUGGGUUGGAGGAAAGUGGCGAAGGAGGAGCUCAAGUCCUCGAAAGGACAGGGCUGCCUUUUGCCCCAGGUAGAGCGAAGGCUGCAGAAGGAGUCGGGCUGGCUCCCU
This is a messenger RNA of Nothoprocta perdicaria, 1247 nucleotides long. RefSeq names its product eukaryotic translation initiation factor 3 subunit I (gene EIF3I). Gene Ontology annotation, cellular component: eukaryotic translation initiation factor 3 complex, eIF3m; cytoplasm. Gene Ontology annotation, biological process: cytoplasmic translational initiation. The record is from RefSeq and is a predicted model, not a curated record. Gene Ontology annotation, molecular function: RNA binding; translation initiation factor activity; protein binding. The coding region runs from base 44 to 1021 and encodes 325 amino acids. NCBI's taxonomy places the organism in Eukaryota, Metazoa, Chordata, Aves, Tinamiformes, Tinamidae. The transcript is spliced from 11 exons.